GCCCGGCCGGCGCUGCCGGCGGGUGUUUCCGGGCCGGUCUCCAGAGGCCGGCGCACAAGAUGGCGGCUCCGGCGGCUUGGGGGAGGCAGCUGCCGCUCGGCCCUGGGCUCUAGCGCGGGGCUGGGGCCGGAGACAGGCUUUGCCCAGGUGACGGGUGGUCGGGGCGGCGCCGCCGGGCCUGGUGGGGUGCAAGGCCCGCUUGCUGCUGCACCCAGAUCCCGCUGCUUCCCCAGGCCUGCCCCCAGGCGGAGCCGAAGGAAGGUCAGGCCCGCCGCCCCGCCCAGUCCCGUCCCUCCCUUCCUCCGGGCGGUCACAGUGCGUGACUCACUUAAGAGUUAACUUCAGCCACGUGCAGAAUCCAUGGCGGCCUCGCAGGCUCUGGGGGAGAAGAUUAACAUCCUGUCGGGAGAGACUGUCAAGGUCGGGGAGAGGGACCCGCUGGGGAACGACUGUCCGGAGCAGGACAGGCUACCCCAGCGCUCCUGGAGGCAGAAGUGCGCCUCCUACGUGCUGGCCUUGAGGCCCUGGAGCUUCAGUGCCUCACUCACCCCCGUGGCCCUGGGCAGUGCCCUUGCAUACAAAUUUCAGGGCGUCCUGGAUCCCAGGCUGUUGGUGGGUUGUGCCGUGGCUGUCCUGGCUGUGCAUGGGGCCGGCAAUUUGGUCAACACUUACUAUGACUUUUCCAAGGGCAUUGACCACAAAAAGAGUGAUGACAGAACCCUGGUAGACCGAAUCCUGGAACCACAGGAUGUUGUCCGAUUUGGAGUCUUCCUCUACACCUUAGGCUGUGUCUGUGCCGCUUGCCUCUACUCCCUGUCCCCUCUGAAGCUAGAGCACUUGGCUCUCAUCUACUUUGGAGGCCUGUCUGGCUCCUUUCUCUACACAGGAGGAAUUGGAUUCAAGUAUGUGGCUCUGGGAGACCUCAUCAUCCUCAUCACUUUUGGCCCACUGGCUGUGAUGUUCGCCUAUGCCGUCCAGGUGGGGUCCCUGGCCAUCUUUCCACUGGUCUAUGCCAUCCCCCUUGCCCUUAGCACCGAGGCCAUUCUCCAUUCCAACAACACCAGGGACAUGGAGUCCGACCGGGAGGCCGGCAUCGUCACACUCGCUAUCCUCAUCGGCCCCACCUUCUCCUACAUUCUCUACAACACGCUGCUCUUCCUGCCCUACCUGGUCUUCAGCAUCCUGGCCGUGCACUGCAGCAUCAGCCUGGCCCUGCCCCUGCUCACCAUCCCCAUGGCUUUUUCCCUCGAGAGACAGUUCCGAAGCCAGGCUUUCAACAAACUGCCCCAGAGGACUGCCAAGCUCAACCUCCUGCUGGGACUUUUCUACGUCUUUGGCAUCAUUCUGGCACCAGUGGGCAGUCUGCCCAAACUUUAAGGGGACCAGUAGCUCCCCCACAACAUGUCUCCCUUUCUUGGAAUAGGAUGAAGUCAGAGCCUCCGAGAAGGCAGUGUGACUUGGCAGUGAGGGUACUAAGCAUGGGUGUGAACUCCUACAUUUUUUUUAGUUAUUAUUAUGUUCUUAAAGAUAAUCUGUUGUUUUUGUCUUUCCAUUUUUAUGGGGAACUUUGAAACCACUCUGGUAUCAGAAGGUGACUUGGACACAUGGUCCUGUUUUAUUUAUAAUUUCCACUAGAGGGUGUUGUCAAGUCACUUUACAAUGGAAUGGACUGUGUUCCUCCUUGUUCGGCACAAAAUGUCUUAAGACUUUGUGAAGGAUCUGCCAGGUCUGGCUGCUAUCCUGAGAGAGCCGUAGUAACUAGGCAGAGUGUCGUAGGACAUGGUGAUGAUUGAUGCCAAGCCCAUUAACACGGGCGGCACCUGUCUCUUGCUCUCAGUGCUGGCGUCCCGAGACAUGCUGCCUGAGAGAGAAAGUCCCUCAUUAACAGCCUUGUGGCUCCUGGCUUUUGCCUAAAUUGUGAUUCAGACUUUUUUGUCUUUCAUCUCUCCCUUGACUUCGUGCAGCAGUUGAGGGAAAGUGUCCAAUCAUCCUGCAGCAAGACAGUCAAACCAGGGACUGGGAGGGAAAAAAACCACCUGGAGGCAGCUGAGAAAAUCAGUCUGCUUUUGGAUAAAAAUUAAUAGGGUGGCUGUUUUCCCUUUGUGGAAUCCACUAGAAUGACAAGAAGGACUCCCAGCCCUUUCAGUAACUACCAGGAGCCUGAAAUUGUAGAGGCACUGCCGUCCUUGUGGGAUACUCCAAGCCACUGGGCUCCCUCCCCACCAUUGCCUCUCCCCCACGCCCACCCUCCAUCUCUAUUGUGUUCCCAUUUGUGUGUUUCCCAUUUGUGGAGCCAGACUAUUGGGGCAACAGCUUAGCACCUGAGUUUGAAACAGUUGCCCCUCCCUGCAGAGCCACAGGAUGGGCUGAGCAGGGACCCGAUGAAUGUACGAGCCAAUGGACAACAGUCCUGAGCCCUGUUCAGCGAGUGACAGGUCCUGCCAGUGAAGGAACUGCAUCUUUAUCCUUGGAGGCAGACAUGCAUUACUGACCCUGCCUCUCCCCAGGUCUCCGCCUCUCUCCAGGUGUCCGUUGCCUUGUGGAUGGAUAGUUGAGGGCUUCAGUGAAGUCACACUCAGAGGGAGGGAUUCCAGCGUUGAUCAUAGCUGCUUUUCAUUGCAUUGCCUCUAAGUGUAAUUUCUGGGCUAGAAUUGCUCAGCUACAUUUGGUCUAAGACUGAAAGAGAUUGAAACUGUCAUCAUUGUUAUUUUAUUAUAGCCAAUUCUGGUAGGUGUUUCAAGGUCUUGACCUGCAGAAAAUGACAUGAUAACUGGUUCUUAAUCCUUCAGAUCAAGCUAAUUAUGAUUUGGCUCCUUGAGUUAGAAUUGGGCAGCUUAUUUGGAAAUUGCAAAAGUUCCUCUAAAAUUCAAGGUGGUUCGUCUACCAGAGAGCCAGAAUCCUGGAAGAGCCCAGGAAGAAGGGAAUGAAAGAUGACCUUUCUCUCCCACCCUUCUUCCCAGCACCAUUUUUGUUUCACGCCAGGCUUGUGCCAUUUUGGUGCUCACAGGGUUUUGCCUUCAGAAAAACUCUUCUGACCUCUCCUUGGAGCGGGCCAUUGUCACUUAGGGCUCACCCCUGAAGCUGGAGGACCAAGGGCUCCCUGUGUCCAUGGACCAGACCCGCCUUUGUGGCUGCUCCCAUGGCGGUUGUCAGCCGCUGCACUGUGCCCCGGUGCAGAUUUUAAUGCGUAUUUUUAUAUGUAAAUGUUCCAAAAGGCCAAAUUUGGUGCCAGCUUUUAUAUGCAGGUCGUUAUAAUUUGUAUUUUGUCCCUAUUAUGUUUCUAUGAAGGUUUUCUUUAGACUUAAUUAAAAAAAAGAAAGAAAAUGUU
Messenger RNA from Microcebus murinus (gray mouse lemur), 3328 nucleotides. It is a transcript of the gene UBIAD1, whose product is annotated as UbiA prenyltransferase domain containing 1. Gene Ontology annotation, biological process: vitamin K biosynthetic process; menaquinone biosynthetic process. NCBI's taxonomy places the organism in Eukaryota, Metazoa, Chordata, Mammalia, Primates, Cheirogaleidae. Gene Ontology annotation, cellular component: endoplasmic reticulum; Golgi membrane. Gene Ontology annotation, molecular function: prenyltransferase activity. The record is from RefSeq and is a predicted model, not a curated record.